Messenger RNA from Anthonomus grandis grandis, 690 nucleotides. Its product is annotated as adult-specific cuticular protein ACP-20-like. The record is from RefSeq and is a predicted model, not a curated record. The transcript has 4 exons. Bases 128 to 502 code for a protein of 124 amino acids. Gene Ontology annotation, cellular component: extracellular matrix. Lineage: Eukaryota; Metazoa; Arthropoda; Insecta; Coleoptera; Curculionidae.
UUUCUGAAAAGCUAAGAAUUUAUUAGGCAUUUUUCUCAUUAAUGUUAUAAUAUAAAUUCAAUCAAUCUGUACCUAGUUCAGUAUCUACUUGGUUUCAUACUUGCCUAGAACUAAUCUGGAGUUCAAAAUGAUGAUUAGAGCAUUUACCCUUCUCUUCGUUGUUGCCUAUGCUAGUGCAGGGCUCAGUCAUAUUUCCUUAAGUCAAGGGGGUGGCGGUGAAGGAGGUGGGGGACAUGGACAUCAUAUUGUUGAACUUUAUACUAUUCCGCAUUACAAAUACAAAUAUGCAGUACACGAUUCACACCAUCAUGACAUACACGAGCAGCAUGAGGAACGAUAUGGAGACAAAGUAAAGGGAGAGUACUCUCUACAUGAGCCCGAUGGUACUAUUCGAGUGGUCAAAUAUGAAGCUGAUCAUAAAAACGGAUUUAAUGCUCAUGUUGAGAGGAAAGGACACGCAGAGCAUCCCCAUAUUGAACAUCAUUACCAUCAUCACGAUUAAGCAUAACUAAGGCCUACACAAUUUUUCAACAUCACCCUUCAUCUGCAUUGCCACAUUUAGUGUUAAGUACUUAUGUUCAUAUUUUUCUCGUCUGUUGUUCAUCCCCAUAAACUAGCAUAAAUAGUUAUUGAUAUUUGUUUGUUGAUACAUUGUAAAUAAAUAAAUGCAAAUGUGAAUAAUUCACCAAA